Messenger RNA from Rubroshorea leprosula, 808 nucleotides. Lineage: Eukaryota; Viridiplantae; Streptophyta; Magnoliopsida; Malvales; Dipterocarpaceae. The record is from the annotation of a GenBank genome assembly.
UUCUUCUCCUCCUCUGCCGACCGAAGCCCCCCAAGCCACCGACUUUCUUCCCCCUUGAAAAACCCGGUGAGAUCUUGAUGAAUUUCUCUUCCUUUCUUGUUAAAUCACAAGAUUUGGGGCUUAGAAUCUUCCCUCUCAACCCAGAAAAUUCCGGUUCUGCUCUGCUCUUCUUCCUUGUCCGCCGGCUGCUGUGGGUUUGAAUUUCUGGGCAUUUUUCGGUUUCCGUGAGUUUCCCGCAGCUUGCCGCCGGCUUCUUCUUCCCCUGCUAGCUCCGGUUCUUGCUGGAAAAUUCUGGAAGUGAAACCGAGGACGGAGAAACCACGAGAAGUGACGAGUUAAAAAGCUAGCCAUUUCGCGAUUGAUAUAGAUUUUAGAAAUAAAUCAUGAUCUUGUAAGCUAUAGUGUAUUUGGAGAUUUUAUGAUAUUAGAGAAUUUUUAAAGAUUUGAUCUUCAGAUUUUAAUGGUAUCAAAUCGUGGUAUAAUAAGUUCCGAGCCUUGUGCAUUUGUGGGAUCCUUUCACGAGUGCACGGUGUCUGUCGCGUCUCGAAUUCGGGUUUUGGGGCGUGACAUUAAUUCUAACUAUAAGUUGGGUUUCGAAUGAACGAAAGUGUACCCAAAAAAAUUUCUAGAACAUUUAAGUAUGAGCUAAGGAUAUAAUUGUGAGAAAAUAAUAUUGUUGAGCUUAAUCAUAAAAUUUUCAAAUAUAAGGGACUUAAAAGAGAAAAGAAUUAGGAUAAGGAUGGUUGCUUUUUUUCUUUCUUUCUUCCUCAGCCGCGCGUUCUGCUCUUUUUCUUCUCCCUUGCAGCCG